CUUGUUCGAAAAAUUCAGUUGAAAUACCUACGACAAGUCUUCUAAAUUAUAUACCUACUCGUCAUAUAAAAAAAAUAAUUGAUAUUGGCAGCAGAAGAAACAAUCAAGUGACACUACAUUUGUUUGACAAAACAAGCUGUGAAAACCACAGAGCAAGUAAUAUGUGAAAACGAGGACAAAACAUUAAUCUCCAUUCUCAAUUAUUCCGUUAAUGCGCGAUACAUUUUUAUUCAAAUUACUGUAACGUUAUAGAAAGAAACUAAACAUGUCAGACCCAUCUGAUAACAUUAUUGACCUCACAUCGCCUGCUCCAUUUGGCUUGGUUAAGCAUUGUAAUUUCUCUGAUGAUGUUAUUGAAAUAGAUGAUACUGACGAAUCAAUUUGUGAGGUAAUUGUUGAAACAAAUCAAACAGUCACAGCUCCAAACAAAGCUUCAAAUAAACUCACAAAAAAAUCAAGAGCGAAAUCUUUGGAGCCAAAGACGUUGGAAGUUCAAUCACCUGAAAAAAAAGAAGUCAAGAUUGGAGAGUGUCCCAUAUGCUGUGAACAAUUGGGAAAGAAACCAGCAUCAUCAACAAAGUGUGGACAUGUAUUUUGUUUAGAAUGCAUACAGAGAUCUUUAAAACAUGACAAAAGAUGCCCUCAAUGUAGAAGAGCAUUAAAAGGGGCUACUGCUUUUCAUCCACUGUACCUUCCAAUACAAACAUAAAUGUUACAGUAAAAAUAAAAGAUGUAAAUAUAUUUAAUAACUUUAUUACAUAUUUAGAAUUAAAUAAUAAUUACAUAACUAAGUUUUCAUUAAUUUUUCAUAUUUUUUUCUUUUACUUAACUACAAUAAUUAACAAAAACAAAGAUUCAAUUAUUUAUUAUCAUUUUCAUAUAAAGUAAAGUAUGUUUAUACAAUAUGUACAUGUUGUGUUUGAAUAAAGCUGGCAAUUAUUAAUAAUCAAAAUAAUCAAAAUUGUUUAUUUGGAACACAACAACACACAUAUUCACACAUAAUAUUUCCUCAUGGAAUUCUGAAAACUGCUGAUGUGGAUCCCAUGUUCUUAUAUUUUUAUCUUUACUCUACUUUUUCUAUUUGUUACAACUGACUUAAACAUUUGUAAUUAAUUUAUUUCUACAUUGUUUUUAUGUUGUGGUGACAUCAAAAUCUGAUUUUCAUUGUCUUUAAAUGUUGGAUAUUACAACUAGCCACCUGCCUCUCCUUUGCUGUAAUGUUGAUGUACCUAUUACCAUUCCUUUAAACCACUAUCUGUUGAAUAAUCUCAUUAAAAUUAAAAAUCCAUUGUACCUAUAGUUUUAACGUUCUAACCAUAUAUAAGAUAACAUUGUUUUGUUCUAAGUAGUGAUUGUGAUGCAUAUAAUAUAAAUAUGUUAUUCUAAAUGUAAGUUUGUGACUGAUGUUAUGGAAUAAAUGUGUUUUGAUAUAA
This is a messenger RNA of Colias croceus (clouded yellow), 1433 nucleotides long. RefSeq lists its product as uncharacterized. The transcript is spliced from 2 exons. The record is from RefSeq and is a predicted model, not a curated record. NCBI's taxonomy places the organism in Eukaryota, Metazoa, Arthropoda, Insecta, Lepidoptera, Pieridae. Bases 266 to 709 code for a protein of 147 amino acids.